Molecule: messenger RNA, 1983 nt
Organism: Saccharomycopsis crataegensis
Lineage: Eukaryota; Fungi; Ascomycota; Saccharomycetes; Ascoideales; Saccharomycopsidaceae
Gene: UBP3
Product: mRNA-binding ubiquitin-specific protease UBP3
Exons: 1
Coding region: 1-1983 (660 amino acids)
Biological process (GO): protein deubiquitination
Cellular component (GO): cytosol; nucleus
Molecular function (GO): cysteine-type deubiquitinase activity
Source: RefSeq, a predicted model, not a curated record
AUGAUACCAACAAUAGACGAAUUGUUGCUGGGAGAGUAUCCUUUCUUCUUCAACUCUUCAGAAAAAGACUUCGAACUAAAUAGAAUCAAGGCAAAGAAAGUCAGGAAUGACUUGAAACUGAAAAAAAUCCAACUGUCCCUACCACCAGUCGCCACCAUCAACAUCACCACCACCUCUCCUCCUCCUCCUGCUCACCAGACAGACAAAACACCACAAUCCAAUCAAAAUAAUACCACCAAUGACGCCCCAGAAAUAAUCACAUCCACCCCAAAACAACAAGUAUCAACCCCCUCAGUGGCAAAGAAAUGGUCAGAAAUUGGCAAAGCAAAAAACAAACCCCAUUACAACCCCAAAAAACCCUCAGACAAUAAUGAUGAUGAUGAUAAUAAUAAUAAAAAUAAUAAUAAUGAUGAUGAUGACGACGACCAUAAUGUGAAUAACAUCACAGAUAAAAUCCCCCCAACCAUAGUACCGGCAUCUGUACCUCCGCCAUUACCCACAGUCGCGACAAUCGAACCACUUUCACUAGUGCUCAUUCGGAUAUUGUUCCAAUCAAACUUUGUCCCCACCACCAACCCUGCCAUUAGGCCUCGCGGGCUCGUCAACACCGGAAACAUUUGUUUUAUGUCGUCGAUUCUUCAAGCACUCUUGUUUUGCUCUCCAUUCUACAAUAUCCUCAAAACCAUCGAGAAAAAAGCUCAAGGAACCUCAUUGAGCCGUACCGCGUCGUCGACCCCCCUCUUGGACGCAAUUUUAGACUUCAUCGACGAAUUCAACCCUAAUAAUCACAAGCCGGAAGUCUCGUCCAAUAAACUGCUGCAGUCUAAUAAUAAUAAUAAGUCCGCCGCCCCACCAAACAAACAGAAUGACUUCGGUUCGCCGUUGAACCCAGAACAUUUUUACGCCGCCAUCAGUAAACACCCAAGAUUCCAACACUUGCGCUGGGGCCAACAAGAAGAUGCCGAAGAGUUUUUAGGAUACUUCCUCGAUGGGUUACACGAAGAGUUCUCAUCGGCGCUCAAAAACAUCAAAACCGAAGAUAAAGAUCGAUUAUUGGCCACCAUCAAGAGCCCAUCGGUGAAAUCAUUAAUCAACAAUACUUUGGACUCGUUCAAUAACGGCGAUAACAACGUUUCUUCUACCACCACCACCGAAAACGAUAACAACCUCACCAACGCCACCACCAGCUCCGAAUGGCAAGAAGUGGGGUCGUCAAGCAAGAAAAAUAAAACCGUCGCCAAAAGAGUAGUAGAAGUGAAAACUACCCCGAUCACCCACCUUUUUGGCGGGCAAUUCCGCUCAGAAUUGGAAGUCCCAAGAUCAAAAGAGGCCAGAUCAGUGACUUUGGACCCUUUCCAACACGUCCAAUUGGAUAUCAGUGAUGGAAAAGUCCAUUCUUUGGAAACCGCGUUCAGCAUGCUUUCUGAGCCAGAAGAUAUCUCUUAUAAAUCGACGGCUGACCAAAAGGACAUCAUUGCUAAAAAGCAAACUUUCAUUGAUAAACUUCCAAAAAUACUUGUGAUCCAUUUGAAACGUUUCUCCUACGUUUCAUUAUCGUCUCCUUACAAUAGUACUGGUCCUGCGUUAUCGUCGUCGUUAUCUUCUUCAUCAUCAUCGUCGUCGUCGUCGUCGUCAUUAGCCAAUGGAUUCAUCGAUGAUGGGUUUCAAAUGCCUGGUCAUGUUGAGAAAUUGAAGAAACGGGUAUCAUAUUCCCACAGGCUUGAAAUCCCAUCUCAAUGUCUUUCUAAGGCUUUGAAGAUGAAUACCAACGUUUCCAAGAAAUACAAGCUUACCGGAGUGGUAUACCAUCAUGGAUCAAGCACCGAUGUUGGGCAUUACACCGUGGACGUGCUUCGUUCGGAUAAAAACUCAUGGAUCAGGUUCGAUGACACAAAAGUCGAGUCCAUUAGUAAUGAAGAAGUUAUCUCCGGAGAUAAAGAAGAUGCUAAAAGUGCGUAUAUUUUGAUGUAUGAACGUGUUUAA